This is a messenger RNA of Colletotrichum graminicola M1.001, 1815 nucleotides long. Its product is annotated as oxidoreductase FAD-binding domain-containing protein. Bases 1 to 1815 code for a protein of 604 amino acids. Gene Ontology annotation, molecular function: oxidoreductase activity. NCBI's taxonomy places the organism in Eukaryota, Fungi, Ascomycota, Sordariomycetes, Glomerellales, Glomerellaceae. The transcript is spliced from 3 exons. The record is from RefSeq and is a predicted model, not a curated record.
AUGCCAGCACGGACAAUUGAAUUCCACCCGGGUGAGGUCGCCCUCCACGACCUCCUCAAAAUACCAAGCCGAUCUAACCCUACCGCCGCCGGCCUCCCGCCGUCAUACGGCGCCCGCAUCGCCGCAUCGCCGCUCGUGGCCCUCGGCACACUCGACACGAAAGGCCGGCCGUGGACAACGCUCUGGGGCGGCGAGAGGGGCGCUGUGGCACGACCAAUCGCGGAGGACGUGCUGGGCGUCCGGGGCCUGGUCGAUGUCACUGACGACCCUGUCCUCUCCGCGCUCUGGGGCUUGAGCGGAGAAGGGAAAGGCUUGAAGGAGGGAGUCGUGCAGCCCGGACUAGAAGCGGACGGGGGAAAGCUUAUAUCGGGAUUGGGGUUUGACCUGAUGACGCGGGACCGGGUGAAGUUCGCGGGUCGGAUGGUUGCCGGGGCCGUGGAGGGUGGGGAGGUACAGAUGGCGGUCCAGGUGGAAGAGAGUUUGGGAAACUGCCCAAAGUAUGUGAACAAAAAGGAUGUCACCGCCAGAGGCUCGAUCGAGAAGGGUAGGGUCGAGAGGGGAUUGCCGCUGGGCGAGGGGGCGCUCGAGCUCGUCAGACGGGCGGAUAUGAUGUUCCUGACCAGCGCGCACGAUGCGAGUAUGGACACGAACCAUCGUGGAGGAUCGAGGGGCUUCGUGAGGGUUGUAAGCAACGACGAGGGUGGGGUGGAAAUCAUCUAUCCCGAAUAUUCUGGCAAUAGGUUAUAUCAGACGCUAGGCAACCUUAAGCUGAACCCCUUGGUCGGUAUCGCGAUCCCAGACUUUGAGACGUCUGACGUCCUCUACCUCACAGGGUCGGCGUUGAUCCUCGUCGGGCAGGACGCCGCCGCCUAUCUCCCACACACGAAGCUCGCUGUCAAGAUUACGGUGUCGGCGGCCGUCUUCGUCGAGACCGGGCUGCCGUUUGCCGGCACGCCCCUGGAAGCGUCGCCAUACAACCCUCCCGUACGGCGGUUGCUCAGCGAGCAGCAUCACUCGCUGUCAUCCGAAUCACAAGCCGAAAGGAAGGCAACCUUGGUCAGUCGUGAGGCGAUCACGCCGACGAUGGCGCGCUUCGUCUUCCGGCUGGAGCCCGGUGCGAAGUGGGAGGCCGGUCAGUACGUCACCCUCGACUUCUCCGAGGAGCUGGACGCGGGCUACAGCCACAUGCGCGACGACGAGCCCCAGAGCCUGAACGACGAUUACGUGAGGACGUUCACCGUCUCUAGCCCGCCGGGAAACGGAGAAGAGUUUGAGAUCACGGCGAGACGGAAGGGGCUUGUCACGGGUAUGCUGUGGAGGUGGAACGUGAAGGUCCCGCUCGAGGUCCCCGUGCUGGGUUUCGGCGGUGAAGAGGCGUUCAGGUUGGGACGAUGGGAAGGGGACGGAGUGGAGGAGGUGUUUGUGGCGGCGGGCGUCGGGAUCACGCCCGUGCUCGCGCAGGCUAGUGGUGUGCUAGCGGCGGGGAGCAGGCUGAAGGUGCUCUGGAGCGUUAGAGCCCAGGAUUUGAAGCUGGUGAAGGAGGUAUGUGGGAGGGUGGAUGGGUUAGGUGGUGUGUUGAAGGUGUUCGUUACGGGCCUAGGUGGGGGGGCAGAGGAAGAGGAGGAGGAGGAGGAGGCUAUCAAGGAGAUUGUGGGCCUCGGGGUUACGGCCGAGCGACGGAGGAUACGGGAGGAAGACGUGAAGGAAGGAGCUGGAAAGAAGAAGUUCUUUCUGUGCACGGGGCCGGAGAUGGCGCGCGUCCUGGAGGGGUGGCUGGAGGGGGAGGAGGUUGUCGGGGAGAUUUUCUUAUUUUGA